Annulohypoxylon truncatum is the source of this 1257-nucleotide messenger RNA. RefSeq lists its product as uncharacterized. Gene Ontology annotation, molecular function: FMN binding. The coding region runs from base 351 to 1076 and encodes 241 amino acids. The transcript has a single exon. Lineage: Eukaryota; Fungi; Ascomycota; Sordariomycetes; Xylariales; Hypoxylaceae. The record is from RefSeq and is a predicted model, not a curated record.
ACCGGUAACAUCAUUUAAAAUGAUCCUCGCCCUUUUUGCGAACGAUAGUGAGUCACCGUCAGCAAUUGCUCUGGAAGUAACCAAUCAGGUGUCCAUUUUCACUAACUUCCAUAGUAAAGAAACAAAGCAGGAGCAGCGGUCAGAGUCAUCGUGGCAUCAUAAAGAUGAGCAACUCCGCGGCGAGCACCAGGCCUUCGCUCUUUGCGGAUCGACUCCUCUGAUAUUUAAACCCUCGACUGUGCAGCUUCGAUGAAGGGACAUUUGAACCAGUCUGCAAGACACCAGCAUAUUUGCCAGUCUACCAACCUCGACAUCAAACUUCACAAAGCAGAUUCACUCAAUUUUAUAAAAUGUCGUCAACCGAGCACACCGUCAUCUCUCCCGCCAUUCUCUAUUGGGGUACGCCAGUGGUUUUGGUUACGUCCGAAAACGAAGACGGGACAAGCAACAUUGCACCCAUGUCUUCUGCAUGGUGGCUUGGCCACUCGUGCAUGCUUGGGCUUGGGGCCGAAUCCAAGACCACCCAAAACAUUAUACGGACGAACGAGUGUGUCCUCAACCUGCCGAGCGAUUCUAUGGGAGACUUUGUCAAUAAGCUAGCUGAUACAACCGGCCUAAGUCCUGUUUCCAAUUCCAAGGCUGCGAGAAAUUACAAAUUUGUGAAGGACAAGUGGACAAGAGCCGGGUUACACUCGCAGCCUUCCAGUCUUGUUACUCCGUGGCGAAUCGCCGAGUGCCCAGUACAGAUGGAGUGUCGGGUGGUCCAGGUCAAUGAACUCUGGAAAGACCUUCCGGAUCGUAGCGGGCUCGCGCUGGCAAUCGAAGUCCGAGUGCUACGGAUCCACAUCCUGCAGAACCUCCGGAUGGAAGGAUAUCCGAAUAGGGUCGAUCCAGACAAGUGGCGGCCAUUAUUUAUGGCAUUCCAAGAGUUUUAUGGCCUGAGAGAUAGCAAAGUGAUUCCAAGCGUCCUGGGUCGGAUAUGUGAAGAGAAGUACCGGGCACUCACUAGGAGCGAUGUUGUCAAGUUGCCUGGGGACGAUGAUGAUCAGAUUGUAGUUGUUGAGGACGACGCGUGAUUUCUCGUAUUUGGAACUUGAGGAUAAUCAAUUAAUUGAUUGGAUAGACCUGGACGGUGUAUAUCAGCGCGUAAGACCGGUCCUACUUGUCGUCAGGUGCAGCAAUUUAGCCAGCCAGUAAACAAAGCCUGUUUCGAGUGUAAUAGAAUGUAGACGUGUCAGAUCCAUGUUUCUCCCAAGG